UGGGGUAAACGGGGAACUCCCACUGCGACUCAGAUUGUUGAGAAACUAAAACUGAAUACGCACCCAGAAGGUGCUUUCUUUUAUGAAACAUUCAGAGACAUUUCUAUUGUCCUACCCUUGUGUCAGCUCCCACCAGACUACAAGGUUGAACGACCUGUGAGUACAUCUAUUUACUUCUUGCUUCCAGCUGGGAAUGUUUCACGCCUUCAUCGGAUACCAUGUGCAGAAACAUGGCAUUUCUACCUGGGAGAGCCUCUUACGGUAUGCUCUAGGUUUGUAACUGAAAGAUUGAAAUUUAGAAUUAUUGCCUAUGCCUGGAAUCAGUGGAAUGUGUUGCUGCAUUUGUUAUGGAUUGCAUGCCUAGGUGUAUCAUUGAGAUUUGUAAGUAUAGAUAAUUGGGGAAAAUACAUGCAUAAACUGUUGUAGACUUUGUAUCAAAGUACUGCAUCUUAUUGCAUCUCCCCGAAGAAAGCACUGAUGCUACCAACUUUUCUGCAAUAUGUAUCCUUUUACAGAAAGGCACUGUAUACAUGUAUUCCCUUGGAGUUCAGAUGUUAGCCUGCUUAGCUAUUGGUCCCUAGCUCUUAACAAAAAUAUCUGAACUCAAAGAAGAAAAAUACAUUUUGAGCAGAUUAGUUAUCAUAAUAUCAUCUCAAAAUUUUGGAAUGAACUAAUUGCUCAGAUUUCAUUAGACUCAGUCACUCUUGACUGUUUUUAUUUUCUUUUCUUUGAUCCUUUCAUUUUAGGAGGAUUGUGUGCUUGCUAUUUCUACUGUGUGUACCUUAUUCUGUCUCUAGUCA
Messenger RNA from Argentina anserina (silverweed cinquefoil), 800 nucleotides. RefSeq lists its product as uncharacterized. NCBI's taxonomy places the organism in Eukaryota, Viridiplantae, Streptophyta, Magnoliopsida, Rosales, Rosaceae. The record is from RefSeq and is a predicted model, not a curated record. Gene Ontology annotation, cellular component: intracellular anatomical structure. The annotation marks the transcript as partial. The transcript is spliced from 2 exons.